GUUUAGCAAGCCAACCCUUUUGCCUUAACAUCACAUACUCACUGCUUGCAAAUCGACUCUCCCUACAUCAGACGGCGCCUGCCUGCCGAUUGUUGUUCACAGAUCGAAAGGUUUUCUGGAUGCUCCUUACUCAGAGCAGUCAGAGUUGUUCCUGUCCAAUCCCUACACGUGUCUGGAGCAACACUGAGAGCACUGACUGGUGGGAACGUGUGGUCAUGCGUGAGUUCCAGCCUGCUGAUUGGUUGGAGAAGUUCCGUAUGAGCAAGGAAACUUUUUUCUUCUUGUGUGGCAAGCUGAAACUGCGGUUGACCCGGCAGGACACCCGUCUGCGGCCUGCAUUGCCCUUGGAGAAGCGUGUGGCUGUGGCUCUUUGGCGCCUGGCCACCAAUGUUGAGUACCGCACCAUCAGUGAGCUGUUUGGGGUGGGCCGCUCCACGGUCUGCAAGUGUGUCAGGGAGGUCUGUCACGCCAUCGUGGUGCUGCUCAAGCCUCUGUACCUGUGCACACCCAGUGAGCAGGAGCUUGAGGACGCCGCAAAGCUCUUCCAGACACGCUGGGGCUUUCCACACUGCGUGGGGGUCCUGGGCAGCCUCCACGUGCCCAUCAUCGCCCCCUCCAGCAACACGGACAGCUACUGGAACUCACAGGGCUGGCUGUCUGUGGUCAUGCAAGCUGCCGUCAACGGCCUCGGGCACUUCUGGGACGUCUGCGCAGGUUUUCCUGGCAGCACGGAGCACGCGGCCAUCCUGCAGAACUCCACCCUCUGGGCGCAGGCCUGUGAAGGUGGCCUUGCGCCGAGCCCUCCCAGGAGCUUCAUGGGACGGCCCCUCGGUUACCUGAUGCUGGGGGAUGCUGGGUACCCCUUGCGGAGCUGGUUGCUCAAAUGCUACCCGGAGCGGCCGCAGAUCACUGCCAGCCAGCAGACAUUCAACCGGAGGCUCCUGCGUGCACACAGUGUCCUCGAUGUGGCACUGUUGCGCUUGCGAGCACGCUGGCAGUGCCUCCAUAAGCGCAAUGACUGUGGGCUAGAUGUGGUGCCCACCAUGGUGCUGGCCUGUUGCAUCCUGCACAACAUCUGCGAGGUGCACGGGGAUACGUUUGUGGAGGAUUGGGUAGACGUGGUGAGGCAUGGGGAGUGUCCUCAGCCCACAGACACACUGUCCCCCUCUGUCGGGGAGGAUGAAGUAGAGGAGGUGCGGGGACUCUACUGUGAGUACUUUCAGCAGCAGGAGCAAGAACAUUCCCAGCCAGUCUAAGGAUUCCAUUUCCAUCAACAGAACAGCAGGCCAGUCCGUAAGAGAGCUUGAGGGAAGAAAAAUGUCCCAGUAUUUCAGUUGAAGACAUCUGAUCAUACUCAGUAUCACCAAAUGCAACUGAAUUUUUCACUCCAUUGACAUAUUGCUUGUGUCUUGAACUGUAGGCCUAUGCUCAGCACAAGUGUCUGCUCUGUGUGUGCACUGCAAUCCAAGAAACGUGCUGAGUUCACACACAGUUCUGCAUGGGGUGCUGAAUGUGAUGAAUACCCCUACAUCUUUACUUCUAAGAGACCCUGCCUCUCUGGGAUGCUCUUUUUCAAUCAUGUGGCCAGUUACCCUAAUUAGUUGUGAAACAUUCCUCCUAAGUA
Molecule: messenger RNA, 1624 nt
Organism: Alosa alosa (allis shad)
Lineage: Eukaryota; Metazoa; Chordata; Actinopteri; Clupeiformes; Clupeidae
Product: protein ALP1-like
Exons: 3
Coding region: 120-1256 (378 amino acids)
Source: RefSeq, a predicted model, not a curated record